Messenger RNA from Aricia agestis (brown argus), 1864 nucleotides. It is a transcript of the gene NGR-A24, whose product is annotated as tachykinin-like peptides receptor 99D. Gene Ontology annotation, biological process: G protein-coupled receptor signaling pathway. Gene Ontology annotation, cellular component: plasma membrane. The record is from RefSeq and is a predicted model, not a curated record. The transcript has 10 exons. NCBI's taxonomy places the organism in Eukaryota, Metazoa, Arthropoda, Insecta, Lepidoptera, Lycaenidae. The coding region runs from base 13 to 1236 and encodes 407 amino acids. Gene Ontology annotation, molecular function: tachykinin receptor activity.
GGGCAUGCUACCAUGCUGGACGAGUCGAGUUCCGCUGCGCCGGUAGACUGGAACAGGACUAGCACAGACAACACAGACUUGACCAACCUUUUUGUCACUUUCUUCGACGAAACAAGCCAGCAGUAUGUCCCCGCUACGAACGCUACGGAGCCGUACCAGUCGUUCAUCCUACCGUGGUGGCGGCAGGUGGUGUGGACGGUGCUGUUCGCUGGAAUCGUGGUGGUGGCCACCGUCGGCAACAUCGUCGUCAUCUGGAUAGUGCUCGCCAACAAGAGGAUGAGGAGCGUCACUAAUUAUUUUCUAGUUAACCUGUCGGUGGCGGACGCGAUGGUGUCGACCCUCAACGUGACGUUCAACUUUACGUACAUGCUGUACUCGGACUGGCCGUUCGGACACUUCUACUGCAAGUUCUGUCAGUUCAUCGCCGUGCUCAGCAUAUCAGCGUCCGUCUUCACGCUCAUGGCCAUUAGCAUAGAUCGAUACGUCGCAAUAAUGAAUCCCCUGCGGCCUCGGCUGGGCAAACGGGCGACGCUGGGCAUCGCCGCCGCCAUCUGGGCCGGCAGCUCCAUCAUCAGCAGCCCCAACCUCAUCUACUUCACCACAGACAUCGACCCACAGCCGGAUGGUACUACAAGGCGAGUGUGUUUUCCCGAGUGGCCGGACGGUAUCACGACUAGAUCUGACCUGGAGUAUGCAUACAACGUAGCGUUUAUGGUCCUAACGUAUUUUCUGCCAAUAAUCUCGAUGACCUACACCUACGCGAAGGUCGGAGUGGAGCUGUGGGGGUCAAAAUCUAUCGGAGAAUGCACACAGAGACAAUUAGACAACGUAAAGAGCAAGCGAAGGGUGGUGAAAAUGAUGAUCGUGGUUGUGGUGAUAUUCGCGGUGUGCUGGCUGCCAUUCCACAUGUACUUCGUGGUGACCUCCUACUACCCCGAUGUGGUCAACUACUCCCACAUCCAGGAGAUCUACCUCGGCAUCUACUGGCUCGCCAUGAGCAACUCCAUGUACAACCCCAUCAUCUACUGCUGGAUGAAUUCCAAAUUUCGUCGUGGUUUCAAGCAAUUCUUCUGGUGCUGUGGAGCCAUCGGCAACGGAAGGCUGAGUAGGCAUCGCGCUUUUGGAACUGACCGCUUGGAUAGGUCCAUGAGAUCCUUGUCGCCGAGUAGGAAGAAUGGGACAAGCACGAUCCGGAUUUCGAUGCAUAGCACAUACAACAACGUGGGGAGCACCUGACAUAGGCGCAACACGUGCGGCGGGCACGGCGAGCCGGGCUCGUGUGACGUUCGCGACGACGAGCGCACGUGGAUAUGACGCGCCCCCCGCCCCGCGCCCACCCCGCACGACCUGUACGGCUGAAGUGGACGCCAGUGUGAACGUAGCUUAAGAUCUACCCGUACUCACGGUCGACAGGAAUGCCUGUGGCUCUACCAUGAUUUUAAAGCUAUAGUAUUUAUCGAUACUCGAUACCGACUACGUAAAUUUUUAGUAUGGCAAAUUUCACAGCGCCUCUAACGGCUACUUGCGGAACUAACAUCGCCAUAAUAAACAUUUACGUUGUCGGUAUCGAGUAUCGAUAAAUACUGUAACUUUAAACUCGUGGUAGAGCUACUGAUCUUUGUAGCCUAUUGUAUGCAAACUAGUGUCGACUCUAGUAUACACAAAAUAGAGUUUAUUUCGCAUACAACGUAAUUAUAUCACUGAACAAGUUUGGGGGAAAGUACUUUUUUUGUCUUUAGUCUAUAAUCUUUGUGGAAGCAACGGAGCCAUUUCUGUUGACCCUGCGCGUGCGCCUAAUUACUUAUAACAAUAUUUUAGAAGUUCUCGAGUCGCAUGGACAAUUUUUUACCGGGAUGAUUCUGUU